Molecule: messenger RNA, 5367 nt
Organism: Sycon ciliatum
Lineage: Eukaryota; Metazoa; Porifera; Calcarea; Leucosolenida; Sycettidae
Product: WD repeat-containing protein on Y chromosome-like
Exons: 18
Coding region: 670-4911 (1413 amino acids)
Molecular function (GO): protein binding; calcium ion binding
Source: RefSeq, a predicted model, not a curated record
UUCUCUGCUGUGUUUCCAUGGGCAGCAUCCAUUGUUAAGCCAGGAGCAGUCACCUUUUUUUUAAAUGAAGCAGCUCCGUCUGCUAUUUGAGUAGUUUACAAUAUGAAGGUAAAUCCUUUAAAUGGACCACAGCAAUAGGUCUUGGCAGUAACUGGCUGGUUGUCUUCUACAAGUAUAAUCAAAGGCUCAGCACUGCAGAAUCUUGAAAAACGGAGCUGCUAUACAUCCAGGGUAACACAUCAAAAGCUGGCGGGAAAGCACAAGUUGGCUACAAGCGUGCUCUCAGAAGCUGCUGAAGGACAUCAGCGAUGUCGAAGAGAUCUGGAACGGUGGGGAACACGAACUUGUACAAGUACUGAUAUGCCGUGCAAGUGUCAGGCGUGUCUAUGUGACUCAGUGGUGGCUGUAGAGACAGUGUAGAAUGAGAGUAUGCAAGCAAGGAACUGGAAUCGGCACAUAGCUGUACAGUCAUGUACUUCACUAUCAUGCUGCUGCAUGCAAACCUGUCAAACGUGUCAGAUUUGGAGGCCAUCAUACAUCCAUGACACUCGACUUGACAGCCACCUGUACCGUCACCACACUUCUAUUGCCUUACAUGGACAUUAUACAUUCUCGUCAAUGUCGUGGUUGUAAGCACGGAAGCUGCGAACUCACGCAGAGCUGCGCAAAAUGGACGAGGAUGCGCUCUUCAACCGCAGUGAGGGGAAGCAGAUUUUCAUGCAGGACUUGCUGUCCCUGGAAAACUUGAAUCACCUGCAAGAGGUGUUCGAUAGUAAGCUACUUGCGCGGAUUGAAGAGCUGUUCAGAGAUGAAGUGGCAAUAAUGGAUGAACUUGGUAAGGACUCUGGGAAUCCUAAAUCAUCUCUGUCCGAAGUGGACAUUCGCCGGUACUUUGAGAGGGCACGUGAAGAAGCUGGCCUGACGAUGGAUGAACUGAAAGAAGUGCUGAUGGAGGAUCUUGGGCUGAGCUCCAAACUUGACCACUACCUGACGGUGGCCUUCAUGAAAGUGGACACGAAUUGCAAUGGCCGGAUCGACUGGGAUGAGUUCUGCAUGUACGUGGCAUCAGAGAUGGAACGCAAGGAUGACUUUUACAGCAAGCAACAGUUCUGUGCGCUAACACCGGCGGCAUUUGCCGAGGGCUUCCACGCGGAGAGGACCGUGCGUAUCCUGGCACCGAGGAUUGGCGAGUUCCACAGCAUAUCAGGAGACGGCGUGCUCUGCCUCUGGCAGAUCCAGAACGGCCAGCUUAACCUGGCCAAGACCAUGGAGCCAUUUUCCCUGUGCAAAGACUCGAAGCCCGACCAGCAGAACCUGAGAAUCUACAACAGAGACGAGGCAGCGGAGGAAAAGUCAAUAUGGGUCAUCGACAUGGCUUACCUACCCACCCUGGACAAGUUCAUUUUGAUCACUUCGGAGCGUGACGUCUGCUUCUUUGAUGGAUCCACUAUGGAGCUGCAAGGUCGAAUAACAGGAUUUCAAGCUGUGGCUACGUGUCUGUGCGUGUACCUCAAGCCAGGAAUACCAGUAUUGACAAUGUUGAUUGGAGACCGACUGGGCUGCGUCAGUAUCCUACUCUUUCCACACAUUGCAAACACACUCGCCAAAUGGAGAAUCCCACGCAAGCUGGGCAGACUGCCCGAGAGCAUCCACAUCAAGAAGGCUAUGGCUGGAGGACAUGUGAAGUUCUCUCGUUGGAAGUUCCAUGAUGACUGGUCAAUGAAUGUUGGCUAUGUACACAGCACGGGUCAUGUCAUUUCUGUCAGCUGUGACAAGAAUGCCUCACUGGUGAUGGUGAAUUUUGAACGGAUCACUAAUAUGAAGCUUUUAGCUGAACUGGAUGACAUCCCACAUCUUAAACUGCCCAGAGGGAAGGCUCCAGUUCCGCUCUCCCACCCAAUUGCCAGGAACAAGAUCAUCAUUGAGAUUGAGCAGGGUGUGAUGUCAUUCGACUUUUCUCUGGAGCGCAACAGCUUCAUUGCGACUGGAGGUCUGGAUCGGGUAAUCCGCCUCUGGGACAUCCAUCGGGCUGCACGCCCCGCGAUGGUGUUGAAGGGGCAUGACAGCGCCGUGCUCUAUCUCAAGUUCAACGAGUCUGAGCAGCACUUGCUUAGUAUGUCUUCGGACAUGGCAAUCAGAGUGUGGGAGGUGCACGAAGGUUCACUGCUUCUCACUGUGCGGCAAGGCGAGCAUCGCAUCUACAACGACCUGACGGCGGUCAAUUAUCACGAGUAUGAUCGGUGUGUAGCGAUUGCCAGUGGUACUGGCCUGGCCAUGCUGCCGUUGUCAGACCGAGACUUCCUGCACUUGCCACAUAACAGCCACGAGCGUCCAGUCAAAUGCAUCAAGUACAAUCUGAAAUUUGCACAGGUGAUCACCGGAUGUGAAGGCUCCACCAUUGCUGUUUGGGACCUGUAUUCCGGUGUAAGACAGACAGAACUGAAGAAUGCACACAGCGGCCUGUCGCUUACGGCCAUGGCUUUGGACGAGGCCAACAGUCUGCUAUUCACAGCGGCUAGGGAUGGUCAAGUCAAGAUGUGGAAUUACCACUGCUCCAAACACCUGGCCACCAUGGAACUACACGAACGAGACAAGUCCCAAGAGAAAAGCAGGAAACGCGAAGACAGUGAACAUGACUUCAUUGACGAAGUCAACGCACUGGCUCUUUCCCGGAUCAACGUGGGUUUGAAACUCGUUUCGGUCGGCUUCAACCCUCACAUAAACAUUCACUCGGACCUACGCAAGGGUGAAGGAAUCCCUCGACUGCCUGAAGAAAUGUGGAAAGAUGACAAAUUGAAUAAGGGGCACACAACGGAGAUAUCAAGUGUCACAGCAGGAUCAAACUACCUGAUAGCUACCGGUGGGUAUGACGGCAGCGUUUGCAUCUGGAACAUCCUUUCCGGCCAGCUGUACGCCAAGCACAGCAUUGCCGACACUCUCGGCAUCGACGAGAGCAUCCACGAGUUUGCCAAGGGCACGCUGGCAGUGACGGGCAUGACCUUUCUGAACACGCGCCUGCACGCAGAGAACAAGGCAGAUGCAGUACCAGCACCAGCAUCAUUGGUAACCUGCGGUAUGGGUGGUGGUGUGCUAUUCUGGAACAUACGCAAUGGAUUCUGGGACGCCUUCAUGGCACCGCGUAUUCAUGGAGUGGUGAGGAGGAUUGCGUGCCCUGACAAUGACAAGUUCCUGGUGACAUGUAGCUCACAUGGCUACGUCGGUAUCUGGGACAUCACUCGCUUCGGCACGGCUCCACUGCCGCAUGGUGAAGACACGUUUGACGAGAUCAUUGACCCAGAGAUCAUGUGUGAAUGGCAGGCGCAUACAAAGAGCAUCAAUUGUGUAGAACUAAUGGAACACCGUUCCUUGCUCUUGACAGGCUCUGAUGAUACAUCUGUGCGAUUGUGGACACUUGAAGGCGACUUCAUUGGCUCGUUUGGCCAGGAGUGUGCGUGGGCACUCGACCAGCCGGGUACGUUCCAGCAUCCGCGAGGCCCACCGGAUGUGGCCACGUUGGCUUACCUGCAUCCUGGCUGGACAGCCAAACCCAGUGGCUUUCAGCGGUUUGACUCCAUGAUGAGCACUGACAAUGCGGCGGUUGCCGGUGGAAAUGAGAGCACCAAACGUGCAACCAAAACCGACAAAGUUGACCGUGCUAGCACCACAGAUGGUGCGGAUAUCACUGAUGCUGCGGAUAUCACUGAUGGUGUGGACGCCACGAGUGCCACUAACGACACAGACAAUAUAGCUGAAAGCCUCGCCGCCGCGACUGCGAUGGCGAAUGCUGCCAUUGUUGGUGCCGCCGCCCGUACUAACGUUAGCAACGGGCGCGCCGUAAAAGACAGCGUAUUCGACCGUGUUGCCAGUGCAAUGGCAGGUACAGACGGGCUUCUUGAAGGGAAGUCUGUGAAACUCCCCGCUGACAACAGGAAGGCACAAGGUGGACCUCAUGAUAAGCUAUAUAAGCCUACUAUCGGCAAUAUGGAUACGGAAUGGCUGUCUGCAAAAAAGACAAGUUUUGCAGAAGCUCUCGGUGAGUUGGAAGACUUGUCCAGAAAGGAGAAGUUACGGCGAUUCAGACAAACUGACUCCACCGUGAAGGAUACUAUCUGCGAUUUGCUACACCGUGCCCGGGACUGCAAUAGAACUCUGCCGUGCCCGCGCUUUGCCAAGUCUCGUGUUCGGCGUUCGGCCACCGCACACCAAUCAGCCCCAGCUGGUUCUCGACAGACUCCACCGAGCACGGCGACGAGCAAGGUCAAAGAAUCCCAGCAAGCACCAUCUGCAACUGAGCAAAAUGAGAAAAUGAAAAGUAGUCCUGGUCAGCCAGCUGCUGCUGCUGGACAUGGCCUUGUUGGUGGGGGGAGUGUACGUCCUCAGAAUACAGCAGCGGACACAGAACAAGCUAGCGGGAAGAAAGGAAAACCACACGACCAAGUAGGAAAGGAGAGGAAAAGCAGAUCAAUCGUCAACACUAUUUCUUGGCCAAGUCUACCUAGCCAAGUUGACAGUGGACUCACCGGCAUGCAGGGCAAGGCGGCUGGUGGAAAGCCGAUAUCUCGGCAGAAACAUCUGCUGGAUCGCCACAAAUCAUUUGCGCACAAACCAUUUGACGAUACGCUCUACAUGAAUGGUUUUCUGAGAACACCAGGACCGAUGGUCAGUGUUCCCGGACCGCAGGUGCGUCACGUGAUUGCCCAGCAGCAAAUGAAGAGGAAGCCUGCGGCUGCCGUGUUUGAUUCCACGUACAACAAACUAAAUGUGUACGAGCUGAAGGAUAUGACGCUGCCAGUGAAUGCCAUACACUCCUUCUUCAGCAGGAAGUUGUCAAAAGAAACUCUUCAAAAGUUGCAACGGAGGAACCACCGGAGGCAGGGCGAGAACGGUGCUGUGAAGUUGCCCAAGAUCUAGCUCGACAGGGAUCGAGGACAGGCAAAUUCAGUACUUUCGGGUGCAUGCUGCAUUCCUGGGCUGGGCAUGGCUCAUCAGUUGUUGUCACGUCUUUCAAUGUACAGUACACAAUGUACAGUACACAAUGUACGGUACACCUGUUUUAGUCUCCGCAUAUCCGCCGUGAAUGCUUCAUACUAUACUGCCACCAUGCCAUCAGCUGCGAUGAUUAGCCACGUGCCCUGAGGUAGGAACACACUGACACUGUACACUGUAGCCAAGCAAGAUAACUACUAAUACUAUGCACAUAACUAUUUAGAUUAGUAAUUCAAAAAUGGUUCUAUCAUAGGCGUGACUGAUGUAGCGAUGGGAAUUUUGCCAUUAUCACAGGCCUGCAUGUCUGAAGCUCGCUGUGAACUUUAUCAUAACUCAGAGCUUAUGUACAAGACAUUACUCAUGAGAAAGGCAUUCAUCGAA